Molecule: messenger RNA, 1018 nt
Organism: Eupeodes corollae
Lineage: Eukaryota; Metazoa; Arthropoda; Insecta; Diptera; Syrphidae
Product: alpha-tocopherol transfer protein-like
Exons: 2
Coding region: 290-1000 (236 amino acids)
Cellular component (GO): membrane
Molecular function (GO): phosphatidylinositol bisphosphate binding
Source: RefSeq, a predicted model, not a curated record
GACGAAAAGUAAAGUAGUUUGAAGAGAAGCAAUCAGUAGUUCAGUGCAUUUAUAAUUCGAAUUGUUUUUGAAAAUAAACAAAAAACAAUAAGUGUUUAGUCAUUCUCAUUGAAGACAGCUGGUCUUCUGGACAUUUGAUUUAUAUUUAAGUUUUUAUAACAAUUGAAAAGAUAAACAAGAUUUUUUGUUUAGCUAAACUUUUUUUUGCGUUUGAGGCUUCAAAGUGUGUUGUUUGUUUGUUUAUUUUGAUAGUGUAUUAUUUUACAUAUACACUGAGCUAUAUUUAGUCAUGAAUAUCAGAAAGCUAAGCCCUGAACUUGCUAGAAAAGCUGAAGAAGACUUUGGCGAGACCUAUGAUCGUUUACAAACAGAUAUCGAUGCUCUUCGUUGUUGGAUAGAGAAACAAAAUCACUUGAUUUCCAGGAAGGAUGAUCAAUUUCUGGUCACGUUUCUAAGACGUUGUGAUUUUAAUUUAGAGGAUACUAAAAAGAGAAUUGAUUCUUUCCUCACUUGUAAAUCUACCAGUCCUGAUAUUUACAAAAAUCGAUCAGUUGAUGAAACUGCUUUAGAAAUUCUGAAAUCCGGAUUAGUUACAAUUCCACCGAAUUCAUUACCAAAUUGUGGUCCAAAAGUGAUAAUCUCACAUUUCUGCAAAUUUGAUCCGAAAAAACACAAUUUUAAAGACAUUGUAAAGGUUCGAUUCAUGUUAUUUGAAAUAUUAGCUUUUACUGAUGAUGUCGCUAGUAUAAGUGGUGCCGAAUUGGUUUUUGAUUUGAAAAAUUGUUCAAUCAAACAAGCUUUUUAUUUGCAACCAGCUGUUUUGAAGAAAGCAGUUUUUUAUCAAGAGCAAUGCACACCACUUCGAAUAAAAGCAAUUCACAUAAUAAACAUGAAGAAAGAGCUUCAAAGUAUUGUUCAAUUUGCAAGAAGUAUUAUCUCAGCUGCGGAAACAGCAAUUCCGGUAAGGUCAAAAAUAGUUUUCGAAAUUCUGAAUUACUAAAGUAAUGAAAUUUGUGCU